Lutzomyia longipalpis is the source of this 2235-nucleotide messenger RNA. RefSeq names its product ionotropic receptor 40a (gene Ir40a). NCBI's taxonomy places the organism in Eukaryota, Metazoa, Arthropoda, Insecta, Diptera, Psychodidae. The record is from RefSeq and is a predicted model, not a curated record. The transcript is spliced from 6 exons. Bases 1 to 2235 code for a protein of 744 amino acids.
AUGCGGAAAAUCUGUGCUUUGUGCUGCCUUUUAAUCCUCUUUCCAGGAUUUUAUGCAUUCCUUGAAGAGGAUCCAGAAGAAAAUUCUGAAACUGAACUCAUGAUUGGUCUUGUGGAAAUUGUUAAAUCUCUGGAUAUUAAAAGUCUUGUUAUUUUCUACCCAGAUGAAAAUUCCACCUAUGAUAUUAAUAAAUUCAUCAUAAAAGUGCACGAGAGGCAACUAAAAUCGGCAAUUUUCUUCAAUUCAGACGACUUUUUUAGUCACAUUGAGAGCUGCAUGGGGGACUCUCUUGAAACGACGAGUUUGAUUUUUUCUGAACCGAGUGAAAUUGUGCCUGAAAUUCAGUAUCGCGUUCUGGAUCAUCGUCUCAAUCUCUUCAUUUUCUACUGGGGAUCCCACAGUUUGCCCAGGAAGAAUUCCCUCAAUCUCAAGGAACCACUCAAAGUUGUAAUUCUGACCACGCCGAGGCCCAAUGUUUUAAGGAUCUACUACAACCAGGCCACUCCAGAUGGAAAGGGAAUCCUUGUUCUUGUUAAUUGGUACGAUGGCAACAGUUUAGGUCUCUUCAGAUUCCCCGUUCUACCGGAAAUAGCUCACGUUUACAGCGAUUUCGAUGGGAGAGUUCUAAUCAUCCCUGUUAUCCAUUCCCCUCCAUGGCACUUUGUGGUCUACCAAAAUGAAACCAUUGACAAUGAGACCUACUCAACGUUCCCCGUGGAGUAUGGGAAUAUGGAGUACGAGGAGACACCCUUAUUCAAAGUUGUGGGUGGUCGAGAUGAUAAUCUGCUGAAAUUGCUGGCAAAGAAGAUGAAUUUCACAUUCAAGUACAUCGAUCCACCUGAACGUACUCAGGGUUCAGCCAUUGGAUCCAGUGAUAAUUUAACAUUCUCCGGUGGAUUGGGGUUGCUGCAGAGGAGGGAAGCUAAUCUCCUUCUGGGCGACAUUGCCAUCACGAGUGAACGGAGUAAAGCUGUUGAGUUUUCAUUCUUCACCCUGGUUGAUUCGGGGGCUUUUGUAACGCACGCUCCACGUCGUCUUAGUGAAGCUCUGGCCCUUGUACGUCCCUUUCGGAUGAAUGUGUGGCCAGCACUGAUUCUCACUGUGAUAGCAUCGGGUCCUGUACUUUACCUGGUCAUAAUAGUGCCACAGUGGUGGCGGAAAUCCACGCGGAAAGUCAAAGAGAAUAAUUUCUUUCAUCACAUUGAUUACAUUGAUGAAAUGAAUUACGGUGUACCACGAAGACUUCGUCCUCUGAAACCCAUCGCAAAAAGGAGGAAAUUGCCACAGAAUCUACUCGAACGGUGCAUUUGGUUCACAAUUAAUUUAUUUCUGAAACAGAGUGCGUGCUUGCCAUACGGAGGAAAUCGCGCUAGAUUUGUCUCUCUAAUCCUCUGGCUCUCUGCAACGUACAUUUUGGGGGAUUUCUAUUCAGCACAGCUCACAUCGCAAUUGGCACGACCAGCACGGGAGGCACCGAUAAAUGAUUUGUAUCGAUUAGAAGCAGCAAUGAAGUGGAAGGGGUACGAAUUGUAUGUGGAACGACAAAGUGCUUCGUUGGCGAUUUUGGAGAAUGGCACGGAGAUAUUUCACCGGCUCCAUUCGAUGAUGAUGGCACAGAAUCGCAAAUCCAAUGAAUCAUACUUGAUAUCAUCCAUUGAGGAGGGGGUCUACAUGGUGAUGAUGAGCGAUAGGAAAGUUGUUCUCGGUGGGCGGGAAACCCUUUUCUUCAACAUGAAGCGCUAUGGUGUGAAAAAAUUUCAAUUAAGUGAAAAACUCUACACAAGAUAUUCAGCCGUUGCUGUGCCCAAUGGAUGUCCUUUCCUCGACAUCCUUAACAAUAUACUAAUUCGUUUAUUUGAGAGCGGAAUCCUGGAUCGUAUGACCAAUAAGGAAUACGAAAAGAUGUUUGAGUCAACAAAGAUAAAGACACCAAAGCAGGAAAUUGACAAAACAUCCCAGAAACCGGCAAAGAUUAAUUUCGAAGAGGAGCACAUUCUAAAGCCAGUCAGCCUUAAAUUACUCCAAGGAGCCUUCUACACCCUCCUCAUUGGCUACAUCCUUUCGGGAAUUGUUCUUCUACUUGAGUGCGAAUGGAAAAAACCACGGAGGAAUUAUAUAAAAUAUUUAAUUAAAUUUCUUCAGAAAAUUUGGUGCUACAUAAAGAAUAUUUCAUUGAAAUGUAUUACAUUCAUUGGUAGUGAAUUACAGGAUUGUUUCAAUGAAGAAGAUGAUUAA